Molecule: messenger RNA, 1888 nt
Organism: Ananas comosus (pineapple)
Lineage: Eukaryota; Viridiplantae; Streptophyta; Magnoliopsida; Poales; Bromeliaceae
Product: E3 ubiquitin-protein ligase XB3-like
Exons: 8
Coding region: 142-1482 (446 amino acids)
Molecular function (GO): protein binding
Source: RefSeq, a predicted model, not a curated record
CUACUCUUUUACCCCAACUCCUUAUAAUAAGCUCUCUACUCCCCUCUCUCUCGCCCCGCUCCCCACGGCGCGGUGGUGGCGCGCCGGAGCCAUCGCCGGGGUCGUCCCCGGAGACGGGGGAGGAGGGAGCGAUCCGAUCCAAUGGGGCAGGGCCCGAGCUUCAGCCGAUCCAGCGACGAGCACGCCUUCUUCGGCGCGAUCCAAGCCGGGGACGCCGACGCCGUGCGCUCCGCCCUCCGCGCCGAUCCCGAGCUCCUCCGCCGCACCACCAUCUACGACCGCCUCUCCGCUCUCCACAUCGCCGCCGCAAACGGCCGCGUCGAGGUUCUAUCGUUGAUUUUGGAUGGAUCGCUUCAUCCUGAUGUGGUAAAUCGGCAUAAACAGACUCCUUUGAUGCUCGCGGCGAUGCACGGUGAGAUCGAUUGUUUGAGAAAGCUCCUCGAAUCAGGGGCAAAUAUCUUGAUGUUUGAUUCACUGCACGGAAGAACUUGUUUGCAUCAUGCGGCCCACUACGGCCAGUCGGAUUGCUUGCAAGCGAUUCUCUCGGCAGCGCGAUCCAGUCCUGUCGCAGGAUCUUGGGGAUUUGCCAGAUUUGUAAAUGUUAGAGACGAUAGCGGGGCGACACCUCUGCAUCUUGCAGCGAGGCAAGGGCGGCAUGAUUGCGUCCAUAUUCUAUUAGAAAAUGGGGCCAUCGUCUCUGCUCCUACCGGCACAUAUGGCUUUCCGGGCAGUACACCUCUGCAUUUGGCCGCUCGAGGAGGGUCUUUGGAUUGUGUUCGUCAGUUGCUCUCGUGGGGCGCUGAUCGGCUUCAAAGAGAUUCAGCAGGGAGAAUUCCGUACGAGGUCGCUCUGAAACGAUGUCAUGGAGCAUGCGCAGCUCUACUGAAUCCAUCAUCAGCAGAGCCUCUGGUUUGGCCUUCUCCACUGAAGUUCAUCAGUGAGCUUGAUCCUGAUGCAAAGGCUCUCUUGGAGGCAGCUCUAAUGGAGGCCAACAGGGAAAGGGAGAAGAAGAUCUUGAAGGGGACAAGAUAUUCCUUGCCAUCCCCUUCGCGUUCAGACGAUGGAGCCGAUGAUAGUAUCUCUGAGGCAAGUGACGCCGAGCUCUGCAGCAUCUGCUUUGAUCAGAUCUGCACCAUUUCAAUACUAGAAUGUGGGCACCAGAUGUGCGCGCCCUGCACGCUCGCCCUCUGCUGCCACACCAAGCCCAAUGCUACUACUACCACCGCCUCGUGCCCCCCCUCUCCGGCCUGCCCAUUCUGCCGCCGCGCCAUUUCGCGUCUUGCUGUUGUGGUGACAGUCGCCGCCACCAACAACGACGAAGAAAAGCUCAGCUCCCCAAAGCCGAGAAGCUCGAGCAGGGUUCGUAGCUUCGGCUGUGAAGGAAGCAGCAGCAGCAGCUUCAAAAGCCUUUCACUCGGAAAGCUUAGCCGCGGCGCAGGGUGGAGAGGAGCCGAUGAUGAGUUGGUGAUGGACAAGCCAUAGGGUCUAAAGCAGGUCGUUAAUAGAUAUGUCCAUAAUUUUGGGCAAUCUCAUUGGUUAAAUCUUUCCGUAAAAUGAAGACUAUGUUAUAAUCAUUAAAAGAGGGAGAUUCCCAGAUUGAGUAGUCCAGUGGCGGGUAAAGGACCAGAAGUUUAAGCGAAUGAUGCUGAAGCGACUUAGUAUAUUACCGUGGAUGCGGGAGCGAGAAAGAAGGUGAGGAGAACUGAUAUUGAAUCCCGGGUGUAACUUGUAAGAGGUAAUAUUGGUUAGAAUAUAUAUGUAGAGAGAGAGAGAGAGAGUGUUAACUCGGGACCCCUUGAUGCUUAUGGAAUAAGAAUCGAGAACUUCUGAUUUUAAAUGUAAUAAGUUUCUUAGGUAUUAUAGGGUCAUCCUCUGCUUCUAUUCAGUA